AUGCGAGCCCCGGCCCCGCUGGCGCUGGGUUGCGUCAGCUUCGCGCUGUGCCUUCUGGAGCUGCCCCACGGCCGGGCCCUGCCGCCGCGCAGGGCCCCCCCGGCGCGGAGCCCCCCGGAGGGGAUCCCCGCUCUCCCCGGAGACCCCCCGGCCGCGCAGCCCAUCGGGACCCUGCGACACCGAGCCGCGGGUCCGCGGCACGGCCCGUGGCUCGCCCCCCGGCCCCCGCCGUGGCACGUCCGGCGCCUCCUCCUGCGGCGGGACCCCCGGCGGGACCCCCGGCGGGACCCGCGGCCGCCCCGGGGCCGCCGCCACGCCGGGGGGCACCUGGUGCGGGUGGGCUGCGUGCUGGGCACCUGCCAGGUGCAGAACCUGAGCCACCGCCUGUGGCAGCUGCGGGGACACUCGGGGCGCCGCGACUCGUCCCCCAUGAACCCCAACAGCCCCCACAGCUACGGCUGA
Lonchura striata (white-rumped munia) is the source of this 462-nucleotide messenger RNA. The record is from RefSeq and is a predicted model, not a curated record. NCBI's taxonomy places the organism in Eukaryota, Metazoa, Chordata, Aves, Passeriformes, Estrildidae.